Lindgomyces ingoldianus is the source of this 528-nucleotide messenger RNA. RefSeq lists its product as uncharacterized. The coding region runs from base 1 to 528 and encodes 175 amino acids. The transcript is spliced from 4 exons. Lineage: Eukaryota; Fungi; Ascomycota; Dothideomycetes; Pleosporales; Lindgomycetaceae. The record is from RefSeq and is a predicted model, not a curated record.
AUGAUUCAAGGUGUUCCCUUUGUCUGGGUCUCACCUGUAAUUGCGCAGGCUUUGAAAAGUCAUGGAUGGACAGAAAGCAUGCCACACUUGAAGUCCUCAGUUGUCCCUAUCGAGCUAGCUUCGAUCAGAGGGUCGACAGAUGCGGCUAGCUUUCCAGUGGAGCUUAGCCCUUCCGACAACCCUGUUUUCAUCAGCCUCAUGGCGUCGCCAGCGAAUCUGCUUUAUUUGGAAUGGUGGGUCCAAGCCAUCUGUGGCGUUCGAAACAAGGAAAAGUUGGCUGUUCUGCAUCACCUGAGGGAAAUGCGUGUGACGGAGGUCCGCUGGGGUGUACUGGAGGAUCAGGAACGUAUUUGGAAAUUGUGGCCCUUUGGAUACUGGGAGAAAAUGACAGGAAAUGACCAUUUGUUUAGGCACACUCUGCAUCAUCGAUCUCGUAGUAAAUGUCGAAUAAUAGUGCAAGAGCGCUUGAAGAGUGCUGAAGAUGUAGAUGGAAGCUCGACGUGUGAUGGCGGAGUGAUGGCGGAGUGA